Molecule: messenger RNA, 705 nt
Organism: Cooperia oncophora
Lineage: Eukaryota; Metazoa; Nematoda; Chromadorea; Rhabditida; Trichostrongylidae
Source: the annotation of a GenBank genome assembly
AUGAUGAUUCGUUUUCAGUCAGGUUUCGAGGACGUCGAUGCACUUGCCGGAACAGAUAGGGUUGGAGAAUCUCACAUAACACUUAAAAAGAGGUACGAUGGUGGAGAAAAGAGCGUCGAUGUUCUUUGGCGGUUAGCUAGGGCCAGCAUAGAGAUCGCUGAUAUGCAAGCGGAUCUUAACAAGAAGAAAGAGCACAUCCGAGAAGCCAAAGCGUAUGCUAUGGAAGCGGUGCAGUUGGACGCGAACAGAUGGGAGGCUUUAAGAUGGGCAGCUGUAGCAACGGGGUACAACAGCGAGUUUCUGGCAGCUAAAGAGAAGAUAAUGGAAUGUCAAAAGUCACUGGAAUUUACACAGCAGGGACUGAAGCUGAAGCCUAACGAUCAUGUCCUACUCUACAUAAAAGGCCGAGCACUGUUUCUGUUCUGUGGACUGAAUUCAAUAGAGAAAAGGGCGAUGGUGUCAGUAUUCAAGACAACUGGCAACGAACCACCACCAUCUAUCAAUAGAGCGCUCUCAAUAUUUCUUAAAGCAUACUCCAUUGAACCGAAAUACCUUCCCAACCUCCUCUAUCUCGGCCACUGUCAUCUUUCUCUUGGAGAUAAGGAAGCAGCUAAGAGAUACCUGAAGGAGGCGAUCGAUAUGGAAGUACAUGGCUGCGAUACUGGAAUACAAAAGGAAUGUGCAGAACUGCUCAAACAAUGUUAA